GAAGAAGCGUGGUAUCAGCCGUCUUUACCGGUCUUCCACCGCCUCAAGAUUUGAGAAACAAGGUUUCUAUGCCAAGCUCAGGAGGCCAAGAUCUACCAGAGUUGGGGGAGUUCUAGGCGCGGGAUUCCAUAUUCGUAGGAUUUGCUUGUGCUCUUACUAUAAGAGCUUUAAUGGUCGAGAUAACAACGCGUACCGAGCAGCCAGCCUCAUGGGCCAACCAGCGAAUGAGAGGAGGCGGAACUGCAAUGUUUAGGUGUGCGAAAACGUCACAAGCUUUUUGCAUGCAGCUUUUGCGCCACUCAGGACAGGGGCAGGGCGCUUCUGUACCAUCCUUGCCACGAGAAUAAAGCAGACGCCAAGUUCCCGAACCUUCAAGAUGGGAAAGUCAUGAACACGGUCUGCUACAUAUUAUUCCCAGCACGGCCUUGCACUUUCUGAAGCUAAGUGAAGUUCCAGCUGCAGCCUCGUGCUUGAACAGUCUCACCAGUCAGAAGCUUCUAUUUUACUGCAAAUUUGACACCAAAGCCGGGUGUGCAAUGAAGGCCCGGACAUUCAGAACUGGCAUAGUGGUGGGAUCGAAAGCCCAGGAACGCAGGUGGGCUUUCUUGAGUGCAGGCGCCUCCGUCGAGAGAGGCCAUGCACGAGAAAAGCACAAUAGACAAAAACAUGGACGGAUGUCGCUAUUUCUGCGCUGGCUGAAAUGACUGACAGGCUGAUGAUUCGGUGGUGAGGAGUGGUUAGAUGAAGCAAUUUUAUGGCAAGGCCCCUGCUUGAAUGUCACCACCCCGUGCAGCGACUUCAAUAUUGUACCUCAAAGACGGUACCUUACGAGUAGUAGUAGUGAGCUCCGGGCAAUGCGCACCCACAGCCUUGACCACUUCCCAGCCUCCUCCCAGAAGCGACUUCUCCCCUCACAUGCUCCGAGCACCGCUUAUUAUAUUUUUACUGUAGGGCUGCCCUGUUGGCUCGUCCUCAUCGCCUAGCCACCUUCUUUUUCAUGAAAGCACCAUACCAUGAUAUGAUAUGAUAACUCGUGGCGGCUACAUGACGUUGAGUUGAUUCGACCAAACAAUCGAAACGUCUGCCGCAUUCCUAAAAUUGUGAUGAAUGGAGAAUUUAUGGCGUUGUUCCCUGUCGAGUAAACACGCUACCGCACAACCAGGGAUUGUGCAUUCAGUAGCUUGAAGAGCUUCAACAGCUUGCUUCAUGCUGUGUCUUGGACCACAGUAGUCUUCAGCAUUUCAGGCUGGGAUGUCUAUCAUAGCAGCGGGCCAUGCUCCAAAGUCUGGAACAGACUGUUGGCAAUCAAUCAAUGACUCUGUGACGGGCAUGUCAAAAUGAUAUACCACCUAGACACUACCUAGCUAUGCUACUGUAUGGCAGGCAGUAAGCGAGGAUGUUGUACCUGACAGUCAGAGUACAGGGCAAACAGGAGAUAGAUCAAGGCACGAAUCGAAGCAUAGCAAGCUUAUCAGAGAUGCAAGUGACCUACCGCUGGCUGUUUUCAUCAUGCUGGAGAGCCGGAGGUAUCGGUACUUCGCUUGUGGGUGACAAGUGAGAGUGACAUGAAUCGGACCUGGCUUGACCCCCUGGAGCUGCCAUCCUCAAUCGGUGAUGCUCUUAGAGGCUCAAGGCUACGGGCUGCAGCCCCCCAGCAUGCCAUGACACCGUUCUUAGACCGAAGAUCACAUAUCGCCCGUUUCCUCCCCUCUCCCUCUUCUCUCUUCUUCUGUUCUGUAACCCAUACUGUCGCUUACUCCCUCUGUCCGUUCGUUCGUUUUAUUGUGCGCUCUGUCUGCUAUUGUCCGCCCUGUGAAGAAGGGAGAGGUAGGAAAGGUUGAAAUAGGUCGAAGAGUCGCCAGCAAAUUUCGAGCCCAUAUCUCGCGGCAUCUGCUGCCCAGUCAGUCGUUUACACCAAAGGGAUCUCCAGCCUUGAGACUGUCAAGAGUCAGUUGUCUUGGAAAGCGGACUUGUGUCGUGGAUUGCGCUGCCGGCCAAGGGAACCAGGCCACUUUCGCUUGGCUGCACUGCCGACGCAACGCAACUCAGUGCGCAGCUCUCUCGCUGCCAUCACUUCCUAUCGCCGCAAUCAAAUUCUACCCGUCCGGAAUCUUCAACACAACAACGCAACGCCCUCGCCUCGGGAGCGAUUGCACUGUCGCGAACGGCGCUCAAGACUCAAAAGUCUUUUAGAUGCGGAGGCGACCGUCCGCAGAGGCCGAAGGCGACCCUACACCUGCGCCAUCGAAUGCGGACAUAGCUUUUGCGAUUGUUGAGGGAGCAGGGGGUUCCUCCAAAUCCGACGAGUCGAACGCGAACAAGGAGCCCAGGAGUCUUCAGACGACAGCUGCAGCUCGACGACCGGAUACUAAGAUCAAUCAGACUCCGCACGAGCUCGACAGAAGGAAAAGCACUGAUAAGAGGCACGCAACUGCGAGGAGUCGCCGGCCAAGCAGCAGUACGAAUUGGCAGCCUUCACAGCUACGAGAUGGCGAACUAGACAAGGACCGAUCUACAGAAAGCUCAGUUCUUAUCGUGUCCUCGAAAGAGGAUAUGAAGUCUGAGAAGAUGCCCGAGUCUCGACAAAAUCCUCGUCGCUCGAGACUGAGAAGCCCCUGGUCGAUCUCUUUCCUCACCUUAAUUACAACAGCGUUGGCCCUGCUCUCAUUGGCCUCCAUAAUACACUCGUUCUCAAGCCGACAAUUGGAUACUAAAGGAUGCCGUAUGUCAUAUAUGAGGCCGUCAUUUGCGAAGCUGUCCGACUUCGAUACGGAGCAUACACGGUUUGCCAGCAAAUACUCGGUCUACUUGUACAGGGAAGGAAUGGUUGACGAGGAUACCAGGGUGAAAGGAGUUCCAGUGCUCUUCAUUCCCGGAAACGCUGGAUCUUACAAGCAAGUGCGUCCUAUUGCUGCCGAAGGGGCUACUUACUUCCACGAUGUCCUCCGACACGACCAAAGUGCGAUCAAUGCAGGAGCUCGGAACCUCGAUUUCUUCACAGUCGACUUCAACGAAGAUAUAACGGCCUUCCAUGGCCAGACAAUGCUGGACCAGGCAGAAUACCUGAAUGAGGCAAUCGCCUACAUCCUGUCUCUCUACCAUGACCCGCGAAGGUCUCAGAGAGAUCCAGACCUCCCAGAUCCUACAUCUGUUAUAAUUCUGGGGCACUCGAUGGGAGGAAUAGUGGCCCGAACCAUGCUGGUGAUGCCGAACUACCAAUCGAACUCGAUCAACACAAUUAUUACCAUGUCUGCUCCGCAUGCACGCCCUCCUGUCUCCUUCGAUGCCGAGAUCGUCCGAACAUACAAGAAGAUUAACGAUUAUUGGAGACAGGCAUAUUCACAGAAGUGGGCAAACAACAACCCUUUGUGGCAUGUUACAUUGAUUUCCAUUGCUGGUGGAGGACUUGAUUCUGUGGUCCCUUCGGACUAUGCCAGCUUGGAGUCAUUGGUACCAGACACGCAUGGAUUUACAGUCUUCACUACGUCUGUUCCGAAUGUAUGGACUGGUAUGGACCAUCAAGCUAUCUUGUGGUGUGACCAGUUCCGGAAAGUGGUUGUGCGAUCACUCUACGAUGUGAUUGAUGUUAACCGACCCGCCCAAACCAAGCCAAGAGCAGAUAGGAUGCGGGUUUUCAAGAAGUGGUACUUGACUGGGAUGGAGACUAUUGCAGAAAAGACGCUGUCGCAAAAAGAACCAACAACUCUGCUUACAUUGGAGGACAAUUCAAACUCGAUACUAGCGCAAGGAGAACGAUUGACCUUGAGAAAGUUUGGACAGAGCCGCAAACCGCGAGCGCACCUUUUGCCAAUUCCUCCUCAAGGAACACCGGGAGGAAAGCGAUUUACACUCUUGACAGACCAAAAGCUCGACAAACCAGGUGAUUCUGGAAAAUUGGAAGUGUUGUUUUGCAGUGUUUUCCCGCUCCACCCUGGACAGUCAGCAACACUUUUCUCCAUGAAUAUGGAUCUGUCAGGCGACAGCUCUGGUUCUACGAGAUUGGCGUGUAAAAACGCAGCUUCUGACGUAAUUGUGCUUCCGGCUUCAACGAGAACAACCAAGCGACCGUUUUACCUGGACCAAGAACCGGAAGUGAUCCCUUUCUCUUAUCUGCAAUAUGAUCUGGAAGAUGUACUUGACCAUCAAUUUGUUGCCAUUGUUGACAAAGCGGUGGAUCCCACACCUGGCUGGGUCGUUGCCGAGUUUAGCGACAACGUGCAUUCACAUCGAGUCCGAUCUUUAGGUCUUCGACGACUUCUGACUUUGGGAUUGAAAAUUAAGCUUCCACCAAACCGGCCCAUGGUUACGGAGGUCAAGAUCCCCUCUUUGCAUUCGAGUUUGCUUGCAUAUAAGCUUGAGAUGGGGAAUCAGAUCUGCGGAGAAGACGCUGAGCUGUUCACGCCGCUGCUCCGACAAUAUAUCUCCGAACCCUACGAAUCCAAGUACUUUGUCAACGUCAAGCAAGCCAACAUCAAUCUCCACGGGGUUUCGCCUUACAUGCCGCCGGCGCUGAAAGCGAAGACCGCCCAAGAUGGGUUGACACUUCAAUUUUGGACGGAUCCUACAUGCAAUUCAAGUGUCAAGAUUUCUCUGAAAGUUGAUAUACCUGGAAGCUUGGGCAAGCUGUACAUGCGAUACCGGACAGUCUUCGCAGCAUUUCCACUGCUGAUCGUUGCAUUAGUCCUGCGCAAACAGUUCCGGGUGUAUGAUGAGACAGGAUUCUUCAUGUCGUUUUCCGAGAGCCUCGACUUGUGUCUGCGUCAAUCUCUGCCGCUGGUACUUUUGGCGCUUACCUGCUUGUCGGUUUCAUUGGCCCAGACCAGCUCAGCUCCGCCUCGACCUGCUACGUCUGGUUUCUGGGGAUGGGGCAGCAAUGCAACCGAGACACAGAUAGACUUUACGAGGAAUGACCUUCUAGUCGGCUCUCCAGAUCCCUUCUUCUGGUUCAUGGUCCCGCUCAUAGGUCUCGUUUGUGUGGGAGUCUGCGUCAUGUUGAACUACGCAGCACUCACUCUUACGCAUAUUUUGAGUAUUGUGUACGCUUUCAUUAGCGUGAAGCCUGCAUGGUUACGAAACGAAGACAAACGAAGAGCAGCAUCUCCAGCAUUUGCGCCAUCAACACCACGUCGACGUAUCUUAACCACCGCUAUACUCUUGUUUCUGGUCUCCACUGUUAUCCCGUACCAAUUCGCAUAUCUUGUAGCAUGUCUUGUACAAAUCGCCACGUGUACUCGUGCACUUCGUUUUGCAAGGGAAGCACCAUCCAAUACGAACUUCAAUUUCCACAACUAUGCACACUCGAUCCUCAUUCUCAUGCUCUGGAUUCUUCCUAUCAACCUUCCGAUACUCGUGGUCUGGGUACAUAACUUGGCUGUCCACUGGCUUACGCCAUUCUCGUCUCAUCACAACGUCCUUUCUAUUAUGCCAUUCAUCCUUCUAGUCGAGACACUAACCAGUGGAAAAAUGGUACCGCGGGUCACUUCGCGUCUCCGCCAUUUCACCAGCGUGUUCUUUUUCUUCAUUGCCAUAUACGCUGCGGUGUAUGGAGUCACAUAUGCUUAUAUGCUUCAUUACCUGGUCAACUUUGUCGCGGCGUGGCUUGUCGCGAUCCACAGCUCUACUUCAUCAUGGACAUUUGCAGGAAUAAGCACAAUGUUCGAACCAGAAGGGACUGAGAGCGCGCGGAAGGGAGGGAAGACACCUUGAAAAAUGACCACUCGUCCUAGCGAUUCAACAAAAUACGACUCCACGACACGACGCAGCACUUUCUCCUCUUCGAAUCGAGGAGUGUCGACUUCCAUAUCAUGCUAGAUUUCCCUUCCAACACAAUUCAUAAGUUUACAUCCUUCGGCAUUCGCAACAGCAUACAUGAGCGGUUCUUGUUUCCCACGGGAAACCUCUUAGAUUCUCGGAUAAGGAGUCAUACGCGUCUGACUUUUGCUGUACAUACCUUCUCAGGCGAUGACCUUGUCUUUUCUGCACGCAUACUCGCACCCGCGAGCGCUGGACGUUUAACAUUUUUGCUUUUCGCAUACAAUCUCCGCAGCAAAUCCAAGAGGUACUUGCUGCUAGGGACACAUUUAAUGUCUAUACCUCUUUAGAUGGUGACGAUAAGCAGCCGGCUUAAGAGGGGGAUGGAAAGGGUUGUAUAAUUGGGUUGGAGCUUUGGGUGAGGCUGGUUCCGGUUGAAUCUUUGAUUGGCUUUUGCUGAGCUGGCUGGAGUUGGUUUGAAAUACAGGUUGGGGCUGAUAAACGAAGAAGCCUUGCUGAGACAGCACGCUGACUUAGACAGCGUGCUGGUGGAAGCUGGAAGUAAAGGCCCAUUGUGAAUCAAUGAGAGCUUGAAUAUAGAGUCGUGUCGUGUUUAUACUACUUGCAUUGAGCUUUGCAAAAUGCAACCUAAUACUUGAAACCA
Cadophora gregata is the source of this 6415-nucleotide messenger RNA. It is a transcript of the gene BST1, whose product is annotated as GPI inositol deacylase. The transcript is spliced from 4 exons. Bases 2194 to 5706 code for a protein of 1170 amino acids. Gene Ontology annotation, biological process: GPI anchor metabolic process; endoplasmic reticulum to Golgi vesicle-mediated transport. The record is from RefSeq and is a predicted model, not a curated record. Gene Ontology annotation, molecular function: phosphatidylinositol deacylase activity. Gene Ontology annotation, cellular component: endoplasmic reticulum. NCBI's taxonomy places the organism in Eukaryota, Fungi, Ascomycota, Leotiomycetes, Helotiales, Ploettnerulaceae.